Messenger RNA from Talaromyces proteolyticus, 1752 nucleotides. Its product is annotated as amino acid permease-domain-containing protein. The transcript has 2 exons. Gene Ontology annotation, molecular function: transmembrane transporter activity. Lineage: Eukaryota; Fungi; Ascomycota; Eurotiomycetes; Eurotiales; Trichocomaceae. Bases 1 to 1752 code for a protein of 583 amino acids. The record is from RefSeq and is a predicted model, not a curated record. Gene Ontology annotation, cellular component: membrane. Gene Ontology annotation, biological process: transmembrane transport.
AUGACAGGCCCAAUUGAAAGGUCCGUCGACGACGCGCUGCUUGCCCGUCUGGGCAAGAAGCAAGUCCUCAAGCGUCGCUUCGGUUUUUGGUCUCUGUUCGGUUUCGCCGUCUGUGAAUUAAUUACCUGGGAAACCGUCCUAGCGCUCUUCAGCCAGGGCUUCGAGAAUGGCGGACCCAGCGGUUUGCUGUACGGCUUCGUGAUCGCCUGGAGUUCAACGCUAUCGGUCUACACGGUCAUCUCGGAGCUCGCCUCCAUGGCACCUAUUGCUGCGGGCCAGUAUUACUGGGUGUAUAUGCUCGCGCCGGAACGAUAUCGUGUGUUUGCCAGCUAUAUCAUCGGCUGGCUGACGUCGAUGGCCUGGAUUGCUACAGUGGCCACCGAGACCCUGUUCGCGGGCACCAUGCUGCAGGGCUUAGCGGUGCUUGACUACCCCAGCUACUCGCCGACACACUGGCAGGCAACAUUGCUUACCUGGGCUGCUGCCUUGUGUUCGACAUUCAUCAACACUGUCAUACCCAGCAUGCUCCCUCGCAUCGAAAUUGGCACGGUGAUAUUCCACAUUGCUGGCUUCAUCUGCAUCAUCGCUGUGCUGUGGCACUACACAGAUCCAUUACACAAUGCCGACUUCGUGUUUCGGUCGAGCUUGAAUGAGGGCAAUUGGCCAACGCAGGGUCUUUCAUAUUGUGUUGGGUUUUUGGGAAAUGUAGCGACAUUUGUCGGCGCAGAUGCCAGUGUUCAUUUGGCAGAGGAGGUGUCAAAUGCGGCGUCAACGAUUCCGAGAGUUAUCACAUGGAGUAUGAUCCUGAAUGGUAUUGUUGGGUUUGUGAUGAUGAUUACGCUGUUGUUUUGCCUGGGAGAUGUCGAUUCUGUUUUGAAUUCGAACACGGGAUUUCCAUUUAUCCAGAUAUUUGCUAACAACGUCCCAUCUACAGCUGGUGCCACAGUUAUGACCGCCAUCGUGUUGAUUCUCACAUGGGCAUGCGCAACCGGCAUCGUCACCUCCUCAUCUCGCAUGACCUGGGCCUUUGCGCGCGACCGUGGCACCCCGUUUUCGCGGUUCAUCAGUAAAGUUGAUCCGCGUACGCAAGUGCCCAUUAUUGCUGUUUGUGUCGUGGUUACUAUUGCCUGUCUGUUGACUCUCAUCAACAUUGGAUCUCCAACCGCAUUCAACGACGUUAUUUCCCUGACCAUCACUGGAUUCUAUGGCAGCUAUCUCGUGCCGGCUAGUCUGCUUCUGUACCAUCGCCUCAAAAAGGGAAAUAUCCUCCCUUAUGGCUCUGUUGUUGACGGACAAGAUAUCGAAUCCUCGUCUUCUCCUGUCGUAUCUGAUGAAAUCGCAUCUGACCCUUCAACUACACUUCCCCCUGACGCGGAGGUCACCGAAAAGCCCAAAAAGGAUCCUACUACCACCGAUCCUUCCUCCUCCAACCCCAUCGAAGUGGUCGAUAACCAGGGCAGAAUCACAUUCGCACCGAACCAGCUUGUCUGGGGACCCUGGCAUAUUCCAGGUUUAUUGGGAAUUAUCAACAAUAUCUAUGCGUGUGUUUACAUGACCUUUGUGAUUUUCUGGUCUUUUUGGCCACCUGCUACGCCCGUAGCAGCAGAUACCAUGAACUACUCUGUCGUUGUCACUGGAGGUGUUAUUAUUUUUAGCAUUAUAUGGUAUUUCAUCCGCGGCAGGAAGGAGUAUAAAGGACCGUUGGUGGACAAGGAGGUCAUUGAGGUUAUUCGUCGUGUGCAUGUUGAAUAA